AAAAAAUGAGUUCCAAUCAAUUAGCAGAAUUAAAGAAAGUAACAACAGUUGUUGCCGAUACAGGUGAUUUUAAAUUAUUAAGUGAAUAUCAACCAACAGAUGCUACUACAAAUCCAAGUUUAAUUUAUCAAGCCUCUCAAAUGGCAGAAUAUCAACAUUUAGUACAAGAUGGUAUUGAAUAUGCUAAAAAGACUGUUGGUGUUGAUGAUGAAAAGAAAUUAUUAGAAGCUGCUUUGGAUAAAUUAAAUAUUAACUUUGGUUUGGAAAUUUUAAAGAUUAUUCCAGGUAGAAUUUCAACUGAAGUUGAUGCAAGACUUUCAUUUGAUACUCAAGGUACUAUUGACAAGGCUAGACAUUUAAUUAAAAUGUAUGAACAAGCUGGUANUUGCAAAGGAACGUGUACUUGUAAAGAUUGCUAGUACUUGGGAAGGUAUUGAAGCAGCUAAAGUAUUAGAAAAGGAAGGAAUUCAUUGUAAUUUAACAUUAUUAUUUUCCAAGAUUCAAGCUAUUGCUUGUGCUGAAGCUAAUGUAACAUUAAUUUCACCAUUUGUUGGACGUAUUUUAGAUUAUUAUGUACAAAAUCAAAAAUUAGUAGUUUCUCAUCCAUCUCAAGAUCCAGGUGUAAUUUCAGUUACAUCAAUUUAUAAUUACUUUAAAAAGUAUAAUUAUAAAACUGUUGUAAUGGCAGCUUCAUUUAGAAAUGUUGGUGAAAUUACUGAAUUAUGUGGAUGUGAUUUAUUAACAGUUUCACCUACUUUAUUAAAACAAUUAGCAUCAACUCCAUGUGAUGAAUUGGAAUUAAAAUUAUCUGAAGAAAAAUCAAAACAAGUUGAAAUUACUAAAGUUGAAUUGAGUGAAAAAUUAUUCCGUUGGGAAAUGAAUGAAGAUGCUUGUGCUACUGAUAAAUUAGCUGGUGGUAUUAGAUCUUUCACUGCUGAUUUAAUUAAAUUGGAAAAUUUCAUUCUUUAUUUAAGUGAAUUACAAGAGAGUGAAUUACGUAAAGCCUUUAGAUUAGCUGAUAAAGAUGGUAAUAAUAUUCUAGAUGUUAAUGAAGUUAAAGAAUUGAUUUAUAAUUUAAAAAAUAGUAAUGUAUUUAUACAACAAAUAACAGAUCAAGAAGUAUUUCAAUUAAUGAAAUUACUUGAUAAAGAUAAUGAUGGUAAUAUUGAAUGGGAUGAAUUUAAAGAAACUAUGCAAAUAUGGAUAGAUCAAGAUCAAUCUUCUUCUACUAAAAAAAGAAAAGAAAGAGAUUAUAAUUUAGAAAGAGAUUCUGUACAUGAUAAAGUUCAAAAAUUCUUUUUACAAUUUAGAUCUAAUAAUAAUAUUGAUGAUAUUAAUAAUAAUAUGAAUAAUAAUAUUACUAAUAUUGGAAUAAUAAUAUUACAAAUGAAGAAUUAA
Messenger RNA from Naegleria gruberi, 1398 nucleotides. Its product is annotated as EF-hand domain-containing transaldolase. The transcript has 6 exons. Gene Ontology annotation, cellular component: intracellular anatomical structure. Gene Ontology annotation, biological process: pentose-phosphate shunt, non-oxidative branch; carbohydrate metabolic process. NCBI's taxonomy places the organism in Eukaryota, Heterolobosea, Eutetramitea, Acrasida, Naegleriidae. The record is from RefSeq and is a predicted model, not a curated record. Bases 370 to 1398 code for a protein of 342 amino acids. Gene Ontology annotation, molecular function: calcium ion binding; transaldolase activity.